Molecule: messenger RNA, 1423 nt
Organism: Linepithema humile (Argentine ant)
Lineage: Eukaryota; Metazoa; Arthropoda; Insecta; Hymenoptera; Formicidae
Product: L-xylulose reductase-like
Biological process (GO): xylulose metabolic process; glucose metabolic process
Molecular function (GO): L-xylulose reductase (NADPH) activity; carbonyl reductase (NADPH) activity
Source: RefSeq, a predicted model, not a curated record
GUAUUUGUACUUUUUUCCGUUAAAUAUUUUGCUUAAAAUGUUAACUUUUAGAAUUUAGAGAAAUAUAUUAUUGUAGGAACCAUUGCUUGCAAGAUCCGUAGUAUAUGCUGAAAAUGUUUAUUUUUAUUUUUCACAAAACUGUUGAAAUGAGUGUUUGCGAGGAUCUCCUGCAAACCGAUAAAAUGUUUAUGUGUAAACUGUGAUAGGUCAUGCUGUCUAAUUGUGAAAGCGAGCGUCAGUAUCUUGUCGAAACUCGAUAACAAUAGUCGUCGUCAAGAGCGAAAACCGAGUGCUUCAUCCUGCAAACUAUUGUAGUAGAAGAGCAGCGCAAGCGAGAGAAAAAUAAGGACAAGACUCAUCGGUCAAAAUAUGCUUUUAUUGACACACCAACUUAUGCACACUUUAUAGAAAAAGCAUCGAGGAGGAUAUUAAAGAUUGCGUGUUAAACGUGAAAUUACCAGAGAUAAACGUCUAUAAGUAUUGCUGAACUGCCUACUAUAGUGAUAGUUAGCGACGUAGUUGACGAUGUUACACAACUUCGAAGGAAAACGUGUACUCCUGUAUGGUGCUGAUGAUCAUCUCAGCAAAGAAUUAGCGCGAAGGCUUAUAGUGUGUAACGCAGAAGUAUUGGUAAUGUGUAAAGAUCCAGCAAACAUAGUGUGGCUAAUGAAUUGCUUGAAUGGAAUUCAUGGAUUUAUCAUUCCUGAAAAUUGGACAUCAACCCGGGAAACUAUUCAGGAAAUCCUGCCAAUAGAUUUAUUGAUCAACAAUAUCUGCAUCAACGAUGUGUCACCCGUGUUGGACAUCACGCCAGAGAAAUACGAUUCGUCUUUUAAUACCAAUGUGAAGGCUGUAUUGAACGUGUCUCAGAUUGUAGCCAGAAGCAUGAUCGAGGCUAAAAAGGGUGGCUGCAUUGUGAAUAUAUCGUCAUUGGCCGGUCAUAUUGCAAUUAAAGAUCACGCUCUUUUUUGUUCCUCCAUGGCAGCUCUUAAUAUGUUAACGAAGUCAAUGGCCCUUGAACUGGGUCCGUUCAAUAUAAGAGUCAAUAGCGUAAAUCCCACAUUCAAUCUAAUAGAAAAUAAGAUAGCUUUGAAUUUGGCCAUUCCACAGAAUGCAUAUAAGAUACUCGACAGAGUUCCUAUUGGCCGAUUUGCUGAAAUUACAGAAAUAGUGGAACCCAUUCUUUGCUUAUUGAGCGAGGAAAUUAGUUCAAUGAUCACCGGCGUCUGCUUGCCUAUAGACGGCGGUUUUUUAGCUGCAUAGAGCAGAAAUUCAAAACCAUCCUCUUUAAAAGAGAAUACUGAAUAAUUAUUGGCACAGUGAUCUCUAUUUUGAAAAAUUAAAAUAAAUCAAUAAAAUUACGCAUUUCUUAUGAACAAUAGCAACUAAUUGUGAUAAUAUGUAUGCACGGCAUGUAAAAAAA